Molecule: messenger RNA, 1698 nt
Organism: Exophiala viscosa
Lineage: Eukaryota; Fungi; Ascomycota; Eurotiomycetes; Chaetothyriales; Herpotrichiellaceae
Product: autophagy-like protein 18
Exons: 5
Coding region: 173-1474 (433 amino acids)
Biological process (GO): nucleophagy; autophagy of mitochondrion; protein lipidation
Cellular component (GO): fungal-type vacuole membrane; extrinsic component of membrane; cytosol
Molecular function (GO): phosphatidylinositol-3-phosphate binding; protein binding; phosphatidylinositol-3,5-bisphosphate binding
Source: RefSeq, a predicted model, not a curated record
GCGAUACUUUUGUCAUGGUGCCCGCUUGACGCUCGAUCACUUCAACCCCAUUGCACAGCAAAAGGUCCUCCUUCCAAAUACCCCAGUCCACAGCUCGCGCAUUCGGCUUCCUGUCUCGAUCCAUGGAGGAGUAUCGGUAGCACUCGACAGGAAGCUGUCCGACCAUUUCACCAUGGCAAUGAAUUAUGUGACGUUCAACCAGGACUACAGUCACCUGGCUGUAGGAACCUCCAAAGGUUUCCGAAUCUUCACCACCGAUCCAUUCGCAAAAUGCUUCGAAUCCCGAGAUGCUGGCAACAUAGCCAUACUCGAGAUGCUUUUCUCAACUUCCCUGGUGGCUCUCAUCCUCUCUCCACGAAGACUACAGAUAAAGAACACAAAAAGAGACUCGAUUAUAUGCGAACUUACCUUCCCUACAACGGUCUUGUCUGUACGGCUCAACAGAAAGAGGCUGGUUAUCGUGUUGGAGGAUCAGAUAUAUCUCUACGAUAUACAGACUAUGAAACUACUUUACACCAUCGAGACAUCUCCGAAUCCUACAGCAAUUUGUGCCCUUUCACCGUCGUCAGACAACUGCUACCUAGCCUAUCCGCUACCACAAAAAUCGUCUGCUAAUUCCUUCUCACCUCCCUCGCAUGCGCCUCCCCACAGCACGCAUAUUCCACCGACUUCCGGUGAGGUUUUGUUGUUCGAUGCUGUCAAGUUAGAGGCGGUCAAUGUGGUCGAGGCACAUCGAUCUCCGCUGUCUUGUGUAACGUUCAACAACGAAGGGACCAUUCUGGCCACAGCAUCCGACAAGGGAACCAUUAUUCGGGUCUUUUCGGUACCGGAUGCACACAAGCUUUACCAGUUUCGAAGGGGGUCUAUGCCGGCACGAAUAUACAGUAUGGCCUUCAAUAUCACCUCAACGCUGCUUUGCGUGUCGUCCGCGACCGAGACGGUCCAUAUUUUCAAGCUUGGCCCUCCUACCAACCGGCCGGAAGAUAGUGAUGAACCUGCUUCACCUACCAAAUCAACUUCUGCGUUUACCCGACGAUUGAGUCAGGGAAGUGAUGCAAUGUACGACCAACCUGGCGAUGAUGAAGACGAACCCGAGUCUCCUACAGCCAUGGCGACCCGGAAGCCGAAUGGCACAUUCAUGGGUUUGUUACGAAGAACAUCGCAACACGUGGGCAUCAAUAUCGCCUCGACAGUAGGCGGAUAUCUUCCCAAAGGCGUGGCGGAAAUGUGGGAACCCGCACGAGACUUUGCCUGGAUCCGACUGCCCCGAUCGAAUUCAGGGACGGCACCGAGUCAACUACGCAGUGUUGUUGCCAUGAGUCCCAACUCGCCUCAAGUGAUGGUGGUUACGAAUGAGGGCAACUUCUACGUCUUCAGUAUCAACCUGGCCAAGGGUGGUGAGGGUACUCUGGUCAGGCAAUAUUCGGUACUUGGUAUCAAUGACAAGAUGGGUGGUUCUGGCGUGGACUAUUGAUGACCUUGUGCACUUUCCAGGUUCCAGUCCACUACAGUAAUGAUUUAGCGCUGGCGUUAGGGGAUGCUUGAAUCAGCGUCAGUCAAGCAUAGCGGCCUCGUGCUGCACCAUAGUUGAAUGAUAAUAUUCGCAACUCAGAGCUCUACUCGCAUGACCGAACAGAAAUAUGUUGAUACAACCUGUGCAACGCUACCUAGACCUGACGUACCCUGAACCCAAUUGGA